CUUGAUGGUGAUGGUGGUGUUGGCGGUGACGGUGACGGUGAAAAUGAUGGUGGUACUGGUGAUAUUGGAGGUGGUGAUGCUAGUGCUGGUGGAAGCAGUGGUGCUUCUGGUGGUGGCGGUGAAAGUGGUGGUGGUGGUGCUGGUGAAGGUGCAAGUGCUGGUGGAGGAGGUAGUGGUGGUGGUGGUAGCGCACCACGGUUCCGACGAUUUCCCACAUUUGGCUUUGGAGGUGGAGCUGGUGGUGUUGGUGGCACAUAA
Nicotiana tabacum (common tobacco) is the source of this 258-nucleotide messenger RNA. The record is from RefSeq and is a predicted model, not a curated record. NCBI's taxonomy places the organism in Eukaryota, Viridiplantae, Streptophyta, Magnoliopsida, Solanales, Solanaceae.